Messenger RNA from Pieris brassicae (large cabbage white), 1214 nucleotides. RefSeq names its product glycine-rich protein DOT1-like (gene CPG10). The transcript has 5 exons. Bases 35 to 931 code for a protein of 298 amino acids. Lineage: Eukaryota; Metazoa; Arthropoda; Insecta; Lepidoptera; Pieridae. The record is from RefSeq and is a predicted model, not a curated record.
UAGGUCGGACGCACGGUGGCUGGCAGUGACCGCGAUGGACCUUUGGUGUGCGGUGACGUUGGUGGCGGUUGUCGCCACUGCUAGCGCCUCCCUUCAUGACAAUUACCUUGACGAUAGGGAGGUGAUGGUACUACCGGUGUUGGCGCCUCCCAAAGACUCCCCGACACGUGCUACUGACAGAUCCAGGCAGUUCCCUAUAUUAAUAUUGUUGUCGCAGAGGAACUCUUCCCAAAAGUUAAGAGAGCCAGAAGCUAAGUCACUAAAUUACAAUCAACAACCUAUAUAUGUUAAGAAACUAGAAGAUCAAGAUCACCCUGGAAGGUUAAAUAGGCAAAAGCGUACCCUUGGAAAGCUCCUUCUUGGCCACAGCUUUGGCUUUUCCUUGGGUGGUGGACAUGGCUUCAGUGGAGGAGGUGGUUACGGCGGAGGCUACGGUGGAGGAUACGGUGGAGGAUACGGUGGCGGACGCGGCUACGAAGGAGGCUAUGGUCACGGAUACCAGGAGCCACAAAAGACCGUGAUCGUUAAAGUCAUAAAGGAGCAUACUCAUAGCCACGGCGGUAAUGGUGGUUACGGUGGGCACUACGGUGGAGAUGGAGGAUAUGGAAACUAUGGCGGCGGAUAUGGAGGUGGCGGCGGCGGUGGUGGCGGCGGCGGCGGCGGUGGUUAUGGUGGUGGCUAUGGUGGAGGCGGCGGCGGCGGCGGCGGUGGUGGAUACGGAGGCGGUGGUGGUGGCGGUGGAGGUUAUGGUGACGGUGGCUACGGUGGCUUAAAUCAAGGCGGAGGUUACGGCAACAAUGGAUACAACCACGGCGGAUCAACCGGCUGUGGUGGCGGAUGCGGUGGCUGUGGUGGGGGUGGCUGUGGGGGAACUGCACAUGCUACAGCCACAGCUACUGCCACAGUGAAUGGGUAUGGUAAACGAAAAUGAGUAUUGGAUCAACAAUAAGACGGAUGUAAAAUAUAUAAAUUGGAUUUAUUUACCAACUUGAAAUAAUAUGGUAUAAACGCAUAUGGCUCUAGUCCAUAACGAUCUUCUGUGUCCGUGUAAUUUAUGUGUUACCAAAUAUGCAUUACUAGUAAUGAGUACUUAAUGGUCCAUGUAGAUAUUAAAAAUGUUUUAUCAUCACGUAUUAGUAGAAAAUCUUUAAGAAGAUUCGCUCAAUUAACUGUACUUAGUAAUAAAAAGUAUAAUUAAAGAGAUAUAUUAGUUA